Molecule: messenger RNA, 1439 nt
Organism: Balearica regulorum gibbericeps (East African grey crowned-crane)
Lineage: Eukaryota; Metazoa; Chordata; Aves; Gruiformes; Gruidae
Source: RefSeq, a predicted model, not a curated record
AUGUUCUGGUGGCUCUACUAUGCAAAUAACCCAACCAAAGACUUCACAGAAUUACCUCUCAUCUUGUGGCUUCAGGGAGGUCCAGGAGCUUCAGGCUGUGGAUUUGGGAACUUUGAAGAGAUUGGCCCAUUAGACAAAGAAAUGAAACCAAGAAAUACAACCUGGUUGCAGGCAGCCAGUAUCUUGUUUGUGGAUAAUCCUGUGGGCACUGGAUUCAGUUAUGUGGAUGAUUGUAGCUUGUUUGCCAAAAACCUUACCACGGUAGUUUCUGAUAUGAUGGUUUUUCUUGGAAAAUUCUUCACAUGUAGAACAGAAUUCCAGACCAUCCCGUUCUACAUAUUUUCUGAAUCUUACGGAGGUAAAAUGGCUGUUGGCAUUGCUUUAGAGCUGCAGCAGGCUGUUCAAAAAGGGACCAUAAAGUGCAAUUUUAUGGGGACUGCUCUUGGAGACUCAUGGAUUUCUCCUUUGGACUCCGUGCUGUCUUGGGGGCCCUACCUUUACAGCACUUCUCUCCUUGAUGAUAAUGGUCUAGCAGAGGUGACUGCUGUUGCCAAAGAAAUAAUGGAUGCAAUCAAUAAAAAUCAAUACGUGCUGGCCACUGAGCUCUGGGGCAAGGCUGAAGGUGUCAUUGAAGAGAACACAGAUAAUGUGAACUUUUAUAACAUCAUGACUAAGGAGGUUCCAGAAAUGAAAUCAAAUGAACAAGAAAAUCUCCAUCUCAUUGGACUUUACCAACGCCAUGUCAAAAAUAUGCAUAAGGACAGCCUAAAUGAAUUGAUGAAUGGACCCAUCAGAAAGAAGCUAAAAAUUAUUCCUGACUCUGUGAAAUGGGGAGGUCAGUCCAGAGAUGUCUUUGAGAAUAUGGCUGAGGACUUCAUGAAACCCGUCAUUGGUAUCGUUGAUCAGCUUUUGGCAGCCAAUGUCAAUGUUACAGUCUAUAACGGGCAGCUGGAUCUCAUUGUUGACACCAUGGGCCAGGAGGCAUGGAUCCGGAAACUGAAAUGGCCUAAUUUGGGCCAGUUCAACCAGCAAAGGUGGAAGGCACUCUAUGUGUCUCCAGAAUCCACUGAGACAGCUGCUUUCCACAAGGCUUAUGAGAACUUUGCUUUCUUCUGGAUUCUUAAGGCUGGACACAUGGUACCGUCUGAUCAAGGAGAGAUGGCACUGAAAAUGGUCAGGAUGGUGACCCAACAGCAGCACUAGGGAAGGGGAGUCCAGCUGGUAUGGCUGCCUGCUGAAUGCCAGUGCUCUCACAGAAUGUGAGUCCGGAAUAAUAAGCCACAGGAGGAACAAUGGCUAUUUGGACACAUAGCCUCGCUGAUCUUACUCAUAAAGUGCACGAGCACUUAUGGAAAGGCAUUUUUUUUCCUUGAAUGAGUUGCUUUUGAAUUUGUAAGCUGUGAUUUGCUGCCUUAAGACUGUUUAUAAUCACUCUUCCA